GUUCGGAGCAGUCGGAGCAUUUCGAAGAGAAACUGUCAUCACAUUAUCGCAAAUGCACAUUUAUAAGAAUUUUUGUCUUUAGACUUAAAAAAAAAAUAGAGAUAAUCCGAAACCACAAUCGCUAACCUGGUGCAAAUUAGUAUUUAAGAAAUGUAUAAAUCGAAUCAAGAACCAGAUAUACCAGCAGCACUAGGUUUAUUGUCUCAUCUUGAUAAUGACGAAUUGAAGGAAUUAUUAAAUAAUGAUGGGAAAUUCGAAGAUAUCGUGAAAGAUAUAAAACAGUUCAAGGAUCUUGAGACCGAAAAGGAGAUGUUAAUGGCUAGCAACAGAUCUUUAGCUGAAUUUAACCUAUCCAAGCAACCUGAAUUGGAAGAAGGUAAACAAGUUUUAAAGGAAUUAAGUGAACAGGCUAACCAAUUGUGCUCCAGUGUCAGGGAUAAAAUAGACGAAAUGCGUAAGUUAUCCUAUGUAUGUAUACUACUGCUCUAA
This is a messenger RNA of Trachymyrmex cornetzi, 489 nucleotides long. Its product is annotated as vacuolar protein sorting-associated protein 37B-like. NCBI's taxonomy places the organism in Eukaryota, Metazoa, Arthropoda, Insecta, Hymenoptera, Formicidae. The transcript has 2 exons. Bases 151 to 489 code for a protein of 112 amino acids. The record is from RefSeq and is a predicted model, not a curated record. Gene Ontology annotation, cellular component: ESCRT I complex. Gene Ontology annotation, biological process: protein targeting to vacuole; ubiquitin-dependent protein catabolic process via the multivesicular body sorting pathway; protein targeting to membrane.